AUGGACAUCAAUGGGCACGAGAUGCCGCUGGCUGACCUGGCGGGCAAGGUGACGGUGAUAGUGAAUGUGGCGUCGCAGUGCGGGUACACGGACGCAAACUACAAGGGGUUGCAGACGGCAUACGCCAAGUACCAGGAUUUUGGGCUGGAGAUACUGGCGUUCCCCUGCAACCAGGCGAGGCGCCGGCCUUGCCCUGCCUUGCCCCGCCAGACGCCAGCCCUCCCCAGCCCCUUUGCCACGGAGCGCUACGCAGCCACCUUCCCGCUCAUGGCCAAGGUAGAUGUCAACGGCGAGCACCAGCACCCCGUGUUUGCCUGGCUCAAGGCCAACGCGCCCGCGCCGCCAGGGCGGCAGCAGGGCGGGGACCUGGCCUGGAACUUCGAGAAGUUUCUGGUGGACAAGGGCGGCCGCGCCAUCAAGCGAUACGGCUCAGGCGCGCAGCAGCAAGAAACCAACUUUGAUCUCCAUCAUCUUGCUCUUUUUUCUUCUCCCCCAUCGCCACCGCCACCCCCGCUGCCACCCUCCCUGCAGACAUGA
Chlorella variabilis is the source of this 537-nucleotide messenger RNA. RefSeq lists its product as hypothetical. Gene Ontology annotation, molecular function: glutathione peroxidase activity. Gene Ontology annotation, biological process: response to oxidative stress. The coding region runs from base 1 to 537 and encodes 178 amino acids. Lineage: Eukaryota; Viridiplantae; Chlorophyta; Trebouxiophyceae; Chlorellales; Chlorellaceae. The record is from RefSeq and is a predicted model, not a curated record. The transcript is spliced from 4 exons.